UCUAAUCUCUUUAAAUCCUCUUCUGAUAGGAAUUAACCGAUGAAAGGCUGACCCACGCAUUCUACGUCCCUCCCUCUCUUCUCGCUCGCUUCAAUCCAACAUCUCCUCUCUCUCUCUCUCCAACCAUUACAUCUUCAUUUAUUCCCAUCUCUCUCCUAUCCGGUUGAUCAAGGUUUCAGAGUGCAGGGUUUGGCUUAAAACGUUUUGCAAACAAGAAGGUGUCUGACAGUAAGAAGAUCUGCAUAUAUGGGUUCCUGCUCUAACGAUAGCAGCUCUGAAAACGAUGAUCCUGCGUCACUAGAGAAUUUGGAUGAUGAACUGGUUUUACCUCUGAAAUUGAUGCCCUUGCACACCAAUGGCUGGUUGCAUGACAUGAAGUUGUCAUCGCCAACUGCGGUCCGUGUGAGCAAUGGCUCAUCAUCUGGCACUUUCGAUCCGAUCUACCGAGCUUGGACGAAGAAGUACCCUUCAGCUCUAAAUGCUUUCGACCACAUUGUUGCCUAUGGCAAAGGCAAGAAGAUAGCGCUGUUCUUGGACUACGACGGCACGCUCUCGCCGAUUGUCGAUGAACCUGACAAUGCUGUCAUGUCUGAUCAGAUGCGUGAGGUGGUGAAAAAUGCUGCCUUGCAACUCCCCACUGCGAUUAUCAGUGGAAGGUCUCGUGAUAAGGUGUUUGAUUUUGUUAAAUUAACAGAACUGUACUAUGCUGGUAGCCAUGGAAUGGACAUCAUGGGUCCAGUUGGGAAACAUGAUUCUGCUACUGACGGUAGAAGCUCUACCAACUCGAAUGAAAAGCAGGGCGAGGAAGUGAAGAUCUUCCAGGCUGCUACUGAAUUCUUACCGAUGAUCGAUGAGUUUUUUAGAUUGCUCGUCGAGAAGACCAAGGCGAUUGAGGGUGCGAAAGUUGAGAACAACAAGUUCUGUGUGUCGGUGCACUACCGCAAUGUUGCGGAGAAGGAUUGGCAACUUGUUUCUCAAUGCACAAACGAUGUCCUAAAACUCUACCCUCGACUCCGGCUGACUCAUGGACGAAAAGUUUUGGAAGUUCGUCCAGUGAUAGAUUGGAACAAGGGGAAGGCAGUUGAGUUUUUGCUCGACUCACUAGAUCUGGCGAGCUGUAAAAAUGCGCUUCCUAUUUAUAUCGGGGAUGAUCGCACCGACGAGGACGCUUUUAAGGUUCUUCGUGACGAUAAGAGGGGUUUUGGAAUUCUGGUGUCAUCUGUACCAAAGGACUCUCAUGCCAUGUAUUCUCUGGUUGAUCCAUCUGAGGUUAUGGAGUUCUUGAAGAGACUGGUGAUGUGGAAGAAGGAAGAAGCAUCAGAUAGUAAGUAGAUGGUAAAUAUCUCUGAUGUUUACUUUAGGUAGAUUUCUGAAUUCUGACAGACAAUAAGAAGGGCAGCAGAAUUGAAUUGCAAAUAGUGGACAGUUGCACACCUUAUAGUUAAUCCAUUUUUUUUAGCCUGGGAAGCCGCAACUAAAAAUAAUUGCCAUUCUGUACAAGAAAUCGAAGCAUUCUGCACCAAUCCAGUUCUUUGAAUAAUGGUCUUAGUUGUAUCAUGUGUGACUUGUUAACUGUGACAUUUUGAGCAAGAUUCCAAGGAACUUUGUGGCAUUGCAGCAAUUUCAAACCAGUGGCAAAAGA
Oryza brachyantha (malo sina) is the source of this 1642-nucleotide messenger RNA. RefSeq names its product probable trehalose-phosphate phosphatase 10. Bases 247 to 1332 code for a protein of 361 amino acids. Gene Ontology annotation, biological process: trehalose biosynthetic process. NCBI's taxonomy places the organism in Eukaryota, Viridiplantae, Streptophyta, Magnoliopsida, Poales, Poaceae. The transcript has 11 exons. The record is from RefSeq and is a predicted model, not a curated record. Gene Ontology annotation, molecular function: trehalose-phosphatase activity.